Molecule: messenger RNA, 1401 nt
Organism: Penicillium psychrosexuale
Lineage: Eukaryota; Fungi; Ascomycota; Eurotiomycetes; Eurotiales; Aspergillaceae
Product: putative cyclin-dependent protein kinase complex component
Exons: 3
Coding region: 1-1401 (466 amino acids)
Biological process (GO): regulation of cyclin-dependent protein serine/threonine kinase activity
Cellular component (GO): cyclin-dependent protein kinase holoenzyme complex; nucleus
Molecular function (GO): protein kinase binding; cyclin-dependent protein serine/threonine kinase regulator activity
Source: RefSeq, a predicted model, not a curated record
AUGGGCUCCGUCGUCGUCAACCACGUGCCGUCGGAUCAUAUCGACACGUUGGGAGGCGCAAUCAAUUCGGAUUCAGUUUAUUCUUUCACCCAGCCAAUGGACACUCACUCGACUUCCUCCUCCACCCCCACCUCUACUGCCCCACCGUCCGUAGGCUCUGCUCGGCUUCCUGUGCAUGCGAAUGAUGUGCCGGCUUACAUCGACCCAUACACACCUUCUCAAGCUUCCCGCGCUUCUUCCGAUACUCCUACCUUCAUACCACGACCGCCCUCGAUGACGUCUCAUCCGAGCCAUGCAUUUCCUCCGGACUCUCACUCAACACUUACCCCACCAACCCAGACUGGGAGCAACUCAUACUCUUCUAAUCGGUCAGCGCCGGAUUCACCGCGUCUCCAACCCACCUACCAGUCCAUGCAGUCUGUGCCAGGCUCCGAAGCCAGUUCGCCGAGUCGCAUUCGCGUCCAAAGCUUAUCCCAUAUUCAGAGUCUCGCCAGUGAGGACCUAAUGAGAUCACGGAGCUCACACACUCCCGGAACUGGAUCGCACCACCGACAAUAUGAGAUUAGCUCCAUGCCGGUCACGGAGAUUAUCGAGAUGGUCGCUGGGCUUCUGACCAAGAUCACGACUACGAACGAUAUGCAUCAUGAACAUGUACAUCGCCAUAUCCCGCCGCCCGAGGGCACAUCCAACCUUAGCCCACAGGCUACCAGCGUACUCGCAUUUCACGGCAAGAAUGUCCCGACCAUCACCAUCUUGAGUUACUUGACUCGCAUCCACAAAUAUUGUCCUACCACCUACGAAGUCUUUCUAAGCUUGCUGGUCUACUUCGACCGCAUGACCGAGCUGGUCAACCGUGAUCAGAUCGACCAGCUGCACCACCGCGCAGGAUUCUCUAAUGGCGACCCCCCGCCCUCAUCAACAGGCUUUACUGCGCAGGACCCGCAAGGGUCGAAUACUUCAAUUUCACCUGCCCUUUCACCUCAGUCGGAUGCCGAGGCACUUUCACAUUUCUUUGUCGUUGAUAGUUUUAAUAUCCAUCGACUGGUCAUUGCUGCCGUGACCUGUGCCAGCAAGUUCUUCUCUGAUGUUUUCUACACCAAUUCACGUUAUGCAAAGGUUGGCGGUCUUCCACUGGUGGAGCUCAACCACUUGGAACUACAAUUCCUCCUUCUGAAUGACUUCCGACUCGCUAUCACCGUUGAAGAACUAGAGUCGUAUGGGACAAUGCUGGUGGAGUUCUACGCACGAGAGGUUGUGACCCAACAACAGCAACAGCACAGAAGUCUUCCCCGCGCGAUUGAUUCCCCGGCGGCCGACGCGGCCUCCGAUGCCAUGUAUAUGCGAUCUCGCAAUAAGCCUCACGACCACGCCGAGUUCGGCCAAACCCCUACACCACCGUAG